This is a messenger RNA of Eimeria necatrix, 243 nucleotides long. RefSeq lists its product as hypothetical. Lineage: Eukaryota; Apicomplexa; Conoidasida; Eucoccidiorida; Eimeriidae. Bases 1 to 243 code for a protein of 80 amino acids. The record is from RefSeq and is a predicted model, not a curated record. The transcript has a single exon.
AUGCACGACAUCCUCAGUAGCAGCGACAUUAACAAUGGCAGCAGUGGCAACGGGGCCACUAGCUGUAGAGUCCAACAGCUGCAGCUGUCCCAGCAUGAACGUCAGCAUCAGCAAAAGCUGCACCGACAGCAGCGUCAAAGAACGGAGAGUCAGCAGCCUCCAAAAUGGCGCCAAAAUCAUCCCAGCACGGGUACCAGAGAGACUAACCACAACAGCCACAACGCCAGCAGCAACGGCGCCUGA